AUGACGACAACACCGCCCGGGUGCGGGAGAAGAUUGCUGUCACAUCUCAUCGAUGAGAGGGCAGCUUCUGGGCAUCAACGACCUUUCGCUUCCAUACCAAACACCAAGAAUGCGGCGGACGGAUACCGAGAUAUCUCGUACGGUGUCUUUGCCAAUGCGAUCAAUCGACUGGCACAAUGGCUUCUCGACAACUUGGGGAGUCCGGCCACGCCCCUCGAGCCGAUUGUGUAUAUUGCCGUGGCGGAUUUGAGAUAUCACAUCCUGUCGAUGGCUGCGGUCAAGGCUGGAUAUAUCGUCUUCCUACCCUCACCACGGAACAGCCAGGAAGCUUUCACGUCUUUGAUGGCGGAAUGCGGUGCCCAGAAGCUACUCAUCGAGGAGAGGCCGUCACCUGCUGUGGCGCUUAUCGAGAAGACCCGUACAAUGCAGAAGUUCGCGAUCCCUUCGUUGGAGACGUUGCUUGAUCCGACGCCUGUGCCUCAGAUCACUUUGAAUGUGGCAUGGGAAGAGUACCGCUUCAAGCCAUUCUUACAGAUCCAUAGCUCGGGAUCAACUGGCAUCCCGAAACUAAUAACUUUGAAACAUGGCAGCUUCACGGGUCUAGACGCCUACCAGAUGCUUGACACUAACGAGGCUUUCGGUCGACUUGGUGAUCAACGACUACUCGUAUCUUUCCCUCCGUUCCACAUGGCUGGACUAAUCUACGGCCUUGCCUUCCCUUGCUGGUGCGAUAGCACUGUCGUCCUCCCGCCUGCUGCUCCCUUAACAGCUAACGUUGUCAACGAAAUUCAUCUCCAAGCAAGCGUCGACUACUCGGCCCUGGCUCCUUCUGUGGUGACAGACCUUGCUAAGAACCCUCAGUAUCUUCAGAAUCUGUCUAAGCUCAAGGGGUUAGGCUUCGCAGGUGGUCCACUUUCCGAAGCUACUGGCCAACUCAUCGUUCCUCACACUAUUCUCCACGCCGGUAUUGGUGCUUCAGAAUGGAUGUGCUCUCCCUUACUACCGAAAACACCCGACGAAUGGCCAUACUUCCGCUUCAACGAGCGACAGGGAGGCUAUGAGUUCCGCGAAAGAGGAGAGGGGCUCUACGAGAUGUGCAUCGUGCGCCAACCAGAAUGGGAGCUCGCUCAGCCUGUCUUUGUGAACUUUCCUGACACAGACGAGUUUUGUUCGAAAGACUUGUUCUCGAAACAUCCGACUAAGCCCGGGCUGUGGAAGUAUGUGUCUCGCCUGGAUGAUGUGAUUGUGUUUAGCAAUGGGGAAAAGCUCAACCCAGUGACGUUCGAGGGUCUGGUCACGACUUCGCCUGAUGUGAAAGGCUGUCUGGUUGUAGGGCAAGGUCGCUUCCAGGCAGCGCUCCUUGUUGAGCCUGCUGACCACGAUGAGGCCGAGAUCCUGGACAAGAUAUGGCCGCUUGUGGAGAAGGCGAAUGGACCGACGGUCAAACAUGGUCGGAUAGCGAAAGACUAUAUCUUCUUCACGACACCUGGGAAGCCGUUACCUCGAGCUGGAAAGGGCACGGUACAAAGAGCUGCGGCUAAUAAGCUGUACGCUUCUGAGAUUGAUGCACUAUAUCACAGCUUGCAGGAUGGCCGACAGCGGAAGACGAUUCGUCAAGAGAAAGAGGGCAUCCUUCUGAGUAGUUUUGAGGAGGCGAAGAGCUCCAUCUCGAGUUACCUUUGCAAGGAGUUGGACAUCGCCAAAGUCGGCGAUCACGAGGACUUCUUCGCGUAUGGUCUGGAUUCCCUGCAACUUAUUAACCUGGUCCGAGCGAUUAACACGUCUAGAGAAGUGCCGAUUGACACGAAGCUCGUCUAUGACAACGCCACAGUCAGCAAAUUGACAGCUGCACUGUUGGAGAGGAAUGUAGAGAGAUAUGACUUUAACAACGACUCCGACGACGAAGAACUCAAGGAGUCUUGGCUGGCCAUGGACGAGAUGAAGAAAGCGUCGACAGUUCUCUUGACGGGAUCUACGGGCAACUUUGGCAGCUACCUGCUUGAUCACCUCCUCAACCAGGCAUGGGUCGAUAAUGUCGUCUGUCUGAAUCGUUCUGCCAAUGCUCGUGGCAGGCAAUUCGACUCGCACAGGGAACGUGGCCUUGGUAUCGACCUCGAAAAUGUCUCCUUCUACCAAGCGGACUUCAGCGAUCAUCGCUUGGGUUUGAGAGAUGAAGACUACCGCCAUCUCUCCUCGACAGUGGAUCUAGUCAUACACAAUGCCUGGCCGGUCGACUUCAACCGCAACUUUCGAUCUUUCAAGUCUUCCGUCGACGGCGUUCAACACUUCAUCGACUUUUGCAAGUCCCACAAAGGACGCCUGAUCAGGCUCCUGUUCGUCUCCUCGAUAGGAGCCACUUCAAACUGGGGAUCAGCCGCGCCGACACCUCGCUCUAAAAUUCCUGAGGUCGAGCUCACAGAUUGGAAAGUCGCCAGGACGGGUUAUGGGCAGUCGAAGCUGGUGGCGGAGCGUCUUCUAAGCCAUGCCGCUAGGGAAAUCGGUCUGCCAGUUUCAGUUGUCCGAGUUGGGCAGCUCGGUGGUCCUGUGCUGCAUGGAGACGAUCAUGGGAAGUGGACGGAGAAGGAGUGGUUGCCGAGUCUCAUCCGCAGCUCGAUUACUCUUAAGGCGCUUCCGCAGAAUCUUGGUCCUGUUGAGGAUAUCGACUGGGUACCUGUUGACGUCGCGGCUGUGGCUUUGACUGAGCUGGCUUUCAAUCUGGUGCACAUUGCUCGACCCUUGAAGACUGGUGCGAGUUUCUUCCAUCUGGUCAAUCCGCAAUGCACUCAAUGGUCAAAGCUGGUACCCUCAAUGACCUCGAUGGUGAGCCAAGACGUCAAACUCGUCACCUUCGUGGAAUGGGUGAGCAUCCUGAAGGAAAGCGUCACCGCUGCUGGCGGUUUCCAAGGCGUGGAUGAAGGUGUCAAUCCUGCUGCGAAAUUAAUCGACUUCUUCGAUAACCUCCAGGACCGAGCAAUCCGGUUUCCGAAGGCAAAGUCGACGUUGCUUGAGACGAGAGAGACGGUUAAGGUCUGCAAGACGCUUGCCGACCUAGAGGCUGUGGGUCCAGAAUGGAUAGCGUUGUGGAUGAGGCAGUGGAGGUGGUCGGGUUGA
Molecule: messenger RNA, 3111 nt
Organism: Zasmidium cellare ATCC 36951
Lineage: Eukaryota; Fungi; Ascomycota; Dothideomycetes; Mycosphaerellales; Mycosphaerellaceae
Exons: 6
Coding region: 1-3111 (1036 amino acids)
Source: RefSeq, a predicted model, not a curated record